This is a messenger RNA of Aspergillus tanneri, 3366 nucleotides long. RefSeq lists its product as uncharacterized. The transcript has 4 exons. Lineage: Eukaryota; Fungi; Ascomycota; Eurotiomycetes; Eurotiales; Aspergillaceae. The record is from RefSeq and is a predicted model, not a curated record. The coding region runs from base 1 to 3366 and encodes 1121 amino acids.
AUGGCCAGCAACUCAACAUCGGAAGUUAUGUCUGCAAAAUCCUCUAAACUACCUUCGCCUAGACCGACGUCGCCUGAAUCUGUUUCGAUAGCCUGCAGGACUGCCUCGCUUUUGCCUCAACCCGAUCCACGGUCUAAAGAUGAGCCGACAAGACCUGCCUGCGUCCCAGGGCAGGCUGAAGAGCCGUCUCUAGUACCACCAAGUGACAGUAACAUCCAGGGGGGAUUAGGCAGCUUGAACCGUUGGUCUCAGUCUACCGCAUCUAGCAAAGAGUUGCCCGAUAACUUUAGCCAAGGAGUACACCCUAAGGUGUUAAAUGAUGAUAAUUGUGGCUCUCCUGGGGGCGUGCACCGGUCAAACCGGGCAAACUCAAAUGCUUCCCCUAAAGCUACCGGCGCACUGGUUAACAAUGGACAUUACCUGAACCCCUACUCAAACGACUUAGUAAAUCCGGAUAUACCGAUGCUUGAACUUCCAGGAAUUGGUACAUCGUCGACUUUCUCAACCAGCCUUGUGGAUACAAACACUUCACAUCUUGACCCUACAUCUCUUGAGUCUACAGCUCUCACUACAGACGUUUUCCAAAAUCCACGGUCAAAAGGGGGCACAGCAACGUCUGCAACUGAUCAAACGUCGGAGGAUAUCUUUUCUCAAAGCAUGUAUGACACCGAAAUUCCGCCUAAUGAUUCUCAACACUUGACCACUGGUAGUCGGACCGGUCACGAAAGACGACGACGGGGCCAUUCCCAAAAAGCGAUGCUCUCGAAAGCUCUUCAGAAGGCGAAUACAGCUGUUCUUCUUGACAAUGCAGCGAACUUUGAAGGCGCCAUGGACGCAUACAGUGAUGCCUGUCAGCUCCUACAGCUGGUAAUGCUUAGAAGUAAUGGAGGUAAGGACGAAAAAGUUAAGCUCCGCGAAAUUAGAGACACGUACAUGAUUCGAGUUAUCGAGCUCCAACGCAUGGAUCUCUCGUUCCGGGGACCUGAUAGCAAGGCCCUGCCAAUACGCCCUCUUAGCCAAGAGUCUUACAGUGGGCUUUCUCAAUUAAUAGAGGAUGAUAAUGGCGAGAUAUCAGCAGAAUCAAGAGCACCAUAUCUCGACCGGAUUCCACCGAGGCGCCAGUCUCUUUUACCUAGUGUAAUUGAUAGCUCCCAAUUCGAAUCAUUGCCUAGCACAUUGGGAGUGGAACAACAAGUGACAACAAUUUCAUCCGUUGAGGAGCGUGUUUCAGAGACAAAUGUUCCAGAGAAUCUGGAUGACUGUCCACGAUACUCUGAGUUACCAUUGGCGACGACGCACACAAGCGAUAUUUAUGAAUCAACUUCCUGGCUUGAUACUAUUGACGAGUCUGGCGCAUCUUCCCCAGUAUCCAUGGGCUCCAAAGCAUCUUCCGUGUAUCUUCGGCACAGGGGAAGUCGCCAACUUAGUCAUGGUACAGAGGCCGAAUUCGACGCUGCCCUUGACGCUGCCGUGGAAGCUGCUUAUGAUGGAGGUCUAGAGCCAUCGGAAGACCCAGGUGAUGGGUGCAGUAGUGAUGAUAUUGUAGCAAACGCUCGCAGAAAUGUCGAGCUGGCGAAACAGAAAGUAAGAGAGGCCGAAAGAGAGGUUGAGGUGGCAAUGACGCGGGGCCGAGAUGCGUGCCAAAUGCAGGAGCUACCGACGUUUGAGCGAUCAGACGAUGUCGACUCAGAUUACCUUGAUGAAGAAGCCGAGGAAGAGGAACGUUUGUUGGAAGAAAUGACCAGAGGCUAUGUUAUGGAUGACGUUGAAUUUGGCGAUCAAUCUAAACCUGCUCUCCCACGACGAUCAAAUUCGAACAACUUUUCCAGAAAAAUCUGGGAAAGCCCGGCUUCAGUUAACAUGGCAUCACUUGGUUCAGCUCUGUCGACGCUUGCAGAAGAUACUGCUCUUUCUGCUGAGGAUACAAAGGUCCCGCAGAGCAAAUCACCUUCAAAGAAUAAUCUCAAUGUUUCUCCCAUGUUGACGAAAGCAGCCCUUCAACAACUGACUCCGGGUCCGAGUGUACGAGAACGAAGAAUGUCACACCAAAACACAACGGAAUUAAAAAUUGAAACGCACUUCAGGACAGGCUCGGACGUAUCAGGGAAGAAUGAACCUUCGGCUCUGUCUAACUUUCAUGCGUUCUCUCCUAAGGAUGAACCACAGACGAGCUUUCCUAUCCUUGAAAAUAAACCUCUGGACAGCAGCUCCUCCUUACGGCCUACAGGAAAUUCUUGUAAGCGAAACGUCUCUGUCGACUCCAUCACUGAAGAGACUUCCACAAAAUCGGGCCUCAGCCGGACUUUGGAAAACGGGGAUAGUGUCGAGACAGCGAAAACAUCGUUACCGGCCCGUCAAAUUGGGAAACUUCUGUCAGGCCCAGAUAAUCUGGGCAAGUCUAGCACGGGUCCGAAGACAUUUCGCUCCAGAAAUGUAUCAAUUCAUGGUCCUGAUCCAAUCUUCGAAUCCCCAAGCACUCCAUCAAGUAAUGCAUUCCCCACCUUGGAUCAUCAAAGGGGGACGGUACCUACCGUGAUGCCAAUUUUGCCUACACCCUCUGGAGCUAAUUUCGUUCCAAAUGGUCUUCCUAGCGGUGGGCUAUAUUUGUUCGACAACCACAUUCAUUCUCCAACUAGCCUUGGCUCUCCAAAUUUGAUGGCUGCAAAUGCCCCUCUUCCUUUGGAGCCAUGUCCCGAGUCUUUCCUUCUGCGCCCUUUUUGGCUCUUGCGGUGUAUUUAUCAGACAAUCUCUCAUCCCCGUGGAGGCUAUUUGACGACAAAGUUAUUUGUUCCUCGUGAUGUGUGGCGAGUUAAAAAUGUUAAAAUAAAGGCAGUUGAGGAAAAAAUCUCAAACUGUGACUUAUUAACUGCGGCGCUGCUCAAAUUGGCAAAGGUGGAUACCUAUGAUGCUGAUGCCGUGUUGGAAGAAAUGCAAUCGUUCGAAAAUAUUUUGGAUCAGGUACAAAUCUCAUUGUCGAAGAAAAUCGGCAAUGAAGUUGGUGUUCAAGGAGCCAUACCCCUUUUCAAAUCUCCCCAAGGCAUAGAUGACACGACAAGCAUCGAUACUUUGCCUCCUAAAACCUCUACUGGCCCAGGGAAGUCAUACCUGAGUUCUUGGCGCAAAUUGCGGUCCAAAAAUUCUGGAUUUGGUGCUACAACAUCCCAGCCCAGCUCAAAGGAUGCCAGCAAGGAUAAUUUAACAAUAAGCUCGCUUCCUAUGACUCUGAUACCUAAUUCUCAUCUUACCAAGCACUCCACAACGCAGUUACAAUUUAAUGGACCUAAUGCGAAUUAUAUGGGUGCUUUGGCCCGACUAUGUGAUGCAGCUCAGAUCAAAUUGCCCAGCAGGUUGAAGAUCCAGGUCUAA